CAAAUGUGAAGACUUUGUUAUUUUGUUUCAAAGACGGAAAUGUUGUGAUUUGCUUCACCACUGACAAGCCUGUGUUGUGGCGUUUCUCUGUACUCUUGAUGCUGUGCUGCAUGAUCAAACAGAUCUACAGAUCUAGACAUACAGGAUGAACUGAGGUAGGACGUGACCGGCUCACUCUUUCCUCCAGAGCACAAUGUCACAGCACAGAGGAAUCUGGAGGAGGCAGGUGCACCUGUUUACCCUCCCUUACCUUCUUCUCCUGGCUUCACCGUGCGUGGGUUUCCUCCCUGACUUUUGGUCUAGAGUGCUGACUCUGUCCUGGGACUCACACACUCACCAGUACAUUACAGAGCGGGCCAUUCUAAAUGUUACCCUGGAGACUCUGAGCGGACUAAAAAAACACCAUGGAAACCAUGAUAAAGAGGAGAGCAGACUGGGCCGUGGAUUUUGGAGAGCUGUGGGAGAGGUGGUGAAAUCCAAUGCAGCCACGGACUUCCGGAGCUCCACAAGGUCUGACCCAGUUUACCACUUUGAUUCAGAGCAUAUUGAAAGUGCCACAGUCAUGCUACGACGGUUCUGGACCCACACUGUGCUCUCAGUGCGGGCCAAAGAGUAUCAAAGUGCCCGUCAUAGCCUGGGUCAGCUAUUUCAUUCACUGCAGGACUUCUACAGCCACAGUAACUGGGUGGAGAUGGGCCAGAGUUCUAUUUACCUCCACCUGCUUCAGCCAGAGGAGCCAGCCGUGCCUGUAGCUAAAGAAGACACACCUACCUGUAUGGAGUGCUUCAGCACCACCUGUCGAAACAACCUUCUGCCAAGACUGAAAACUACACAGGAAAACUCUCAGCUGCUCACCACUGGAUAUUUCAGCACUUUUCCUCCAAAACCUCAGGGCAAAUGCAGUCAUGGAGGUAUUCUAGACAGCAGCCGUUACUUGGGUGCCAAAGGGGGCAUCAACAAGGACAGCACCUCACCUCUCUUCUCUCCUCAUCAUUACCUCCAUCUCAAAGCUGCCACUUUGGCUACUGAGGCCACCCUGACUGUGCUGAGAGACCUCAGAGACUCUGUGGGCCACAGAAACUUUCUCAAACUCUUUAGUGUGAAGCAAGUUCCUGCACUGGUUUUUGUCAUGGACACCACAGGCAGCAUGUUUGAGGAGAUCCACGCUGCUCGUCUUCGGGCUCAAUCCAUCAUACAGAGCCGAGCUAACAGCCCAGGGCAACUUGGCACCUUCGUGCUUGUCCCCUUCCACGAUCCAGGAGUAGGACCAGCGUAUGAGACUGAUGAUCCAGGCCAGUUCAUGCAGCACAUGGAGGAGCUGAUGGCUCUUGGAGGAGGAGAUGAACCAGAGAUGUGCCUCUCUGCAAUUCAGCUGGCACUCACUCACAGUCCACCUCUGUCUGAGAUCUUCGUGUUCACUGACGCUUCCCCUAAAGACGCCCAUUUAUUCGAUGUGGUGAAGGCCCUCUCCCUUGAGAAACAGAGCAAGGUGACUUUUCUCCUUACUGAAGAUCCCAACUACACCAAAGAGAGCCGAGGCAGGUUAAUGAGGAGGAAGAGGAGAAGCAGAGAACCUUUAUCUCCUGAUCGUUUUAAUCUCUACUCUUCACUGUCCUCCCUGUCAGGAGGAUUAACAAUAUUCACCACCAACUCUGACAUACACAGGGUCUCCACAAUAGUGGAGGACAACACAGCAGCUGACAAGGUGACCCUCCUCCAUGUGGAAAGUCACAAAGACCUGAUGUCCGUUCAUACAUUUAGAGUUGAUAGCUCGGUAAAAAGUGUUACCCUACAUGUCUCUGGCACUAUGACGGAGUGUAUUCUUACCAGUCCAUCAGACCAAAGUCAGUCUCUGUUGAAUGAAGAAGGUCCCCUAGCAGUGAUACAGCAAUUUCAGGGACUGUACCGCAUCAGUCUGUUUCCUCCUUUACAGCCUGGCCAAUGGAAACUGCAAGCCAAGAGCGAUGGGCAUCUUACGUUCAAUGUCAUAGGUGACAGUGGUGUAGACUUCCUGUAUUAUUUUGCAAUUGUAACCAAUGAGACACACCCGGGUCUGGCCAGAGUUGAUGGUAAUCCCACAGCAGGUGUUCCUGCCUUUCUGGUGGUGGUUGUUACAGGCCUGGGUUCAGAUAUAGAGGCAGUUAAAGUUAAAGAGGCAUCUUUUAGUCAUGCAACACUGUUGGGGGCUGAAGGAGAGAGUCUUCAGCAGGUGAAGCUCAACUCCUCAUCUUCAUCUAUCUAUUCCUUGGAGGAGCUGGUGGGCUUGGUGGACCCUGUUCCCAGAGUUCCCUUCUGCAUUAGACUUUCAGGACAGGACAGCAGAGGAAACAAACUGGAGAGGGUUUCCACAGAGAUGGUGGAGCCCACUCACAUUCAGAUACAGGUGCUUUCUCUUCCUGACCUCGUGCCUGGUCAGAGUGCAGUGGUGAACUUUGAGAUCCAAAACCAUGGUGCAGCACGGAACUUCAGUUUGACAGCCGAUGAUGACUGUGGAUAUCUUCAUAUGACAGGGCCACACAGCUUUCCUGUAGCAGAACAAAGGUCUUUUCGUGACCAGGUGUCCCUCCACACUCCUGCCACAGCUCAGGCAGGGGUGACAGUCACCCUUACACUGACUGUAAAUGAUCUUCAUUCUGCUGACUCAAAUUAUGCAGUGGCCUACUUGACCGUGGUCCCUCAGGAUUCAGACACGUCCCCACCAUCCUGCUCUGCAGCACGAGUCCAAUCUAACUGUUCUGCAAUUUGCAACGCGACUAGCUGGAGUGUGUCUCUGUCUGUAUCAGAUAUCGGACACUCUGGCCUUGAUGCUCUGCAGCUACAGGAGGGUGAAGGUAUUCUGACUUUGUUCCACAGUACCCCAACCUCAGAGGACAGCCUUGGAGAGCCUGGCCUUGAGCUGCAACAGACAAAGAGGGAUAAAUCAACAAAUGGAGACUACCACCACCACCAAGAGCAACACAAACAAAAGGCCAGAUUAGAGACAGGAGGCCCCCCUUUCAAUAUUUCUGAAUGGUCGCUAGAUGUAUCUCAGCCACUGUUUGUGAGGUACACAUCCAGCUGCUGCUCUACUCAGGCAGAGAUGCUGGUUUGGGACAAAGCAGGAAACAUGAAACGCUGCCAUCUAACACCUGGUCAGAAGAGGCAGCUACAAAACAAGAGUACAGAAACCAGUGGGACUGGACAGAAAAUGCCCACAGGCUUCUUUUUCUUGCUGUUAGGCCUGCUGUGCUUUCCUCUGCUUUAGCCGUGUGAUUACAAAUGUUUUGCUGGUCAAAAUGAUCUGUGGAUCACUUGGUACAAAGCUUGUUCUCUGUAUUUUCAAGGGCAAAAUCUGAAAAACCAAUAAAAAUUUUUUUCGUAUUGAUAUUAAAAAAAUGCAAAUUU
Molecule: messenger RNA, 3384 nt
Organism: Oreochromis aureus
Lineage: Eukaryota; Metazoa; Chordata; Actinopteri; Cichliformes; Cichlidae
Gene: vwa7
Product: von Willebrand factor A domain containing 7
Exons: 17
Coding region: 194-3244 (1016 amino acids)
Source: RefSeq, a predicted model, not a curated record